This is a messenger RNA of Gracilinanus agilis (Agile Gracile Mouse Opossum), 1741 nucleotides long. RefSeq names its product TIR domain containing adaptor protein (gene TIRAP). The coding region runs from base 595 to 1404 and encodes 269 amino acids. The transcript is spliced from 6 exons. Gene Ontology annotation, biological process: signal transduction. The record is from RefSeq and is a predicted model, not a curated record. NCBI's taxonomy places the organism in Eukaryota, Metazoa, Chordata, Mammalia, Didelphimorphia, Didelphidae.
AAGAACAUUCCUGUGUCUUAAUUCCUGAUUCCUGAUCCAGUUAUUAUUGCUACAGCUGCCAGCCAGGAACCCACCAUCUUUAAUGAACAGGCCAGGGAUAGCAGGAAGGAAAGCUUGAAGAACAAGAACAAGUUAAAUCUGCCACCAACACUGCCCACUGAUCACAUGCCAAUAUUUACAGCCUACAGAAGGGAAGCUCCAAAAGUAGAGGGGAAGGACUCCGGAGCCCAACGGCUCCUUUACUUCCGUCUGGAACCACUUCUGCCUGAAACCACCCUCCUCUGACCACUCACUUCCUUCCUGGGCCAAAGGCGGGGCCAGAGAAACUAUCACAGCCUGAGUAAGCGGGUGUCCUCCUGCUUCCUCCCCUCCGGGAGCCCUCUACCUGUCUCAUGUCAGCCUCCACAUACACUUGUCUGCACAGGAAAAGCCGCCUGACAACAGGAUGGCUGUUCCAUGACACCUGAUCCAGACUGAGGCUUCCCCUGUCCCAUCAGUGCUCUGCCUCCCCCAGAUCAGCUUUGAGCUCAAGUCAAGCGGCAUUAACCACCUCACCUUCAUUUCCCUGCUCCCAGAGCAGGAGACUUCAACAGGAUGGCUGGCUGGUUCCGGCAGAUUCUGCAUAAACCCAAGAAACACCAUGCACGGUCAGAAAGCCACACUAACGAUGUCUCCGAGCUACCUUCCCAAAGCAGUUCUCUACCUCCAAGUCAGGAGUCUACCAGUGCUCCCACCCCAAAACUAGCAGACACAGACAGCAGGAGCAGUGGCUCUCGCUGGAGCAAGACUUAUGACGUGUGUGUGUGCCACAGUGAGGAAGACCUGAUACCUGCCCAGGAGCUGGUUUCCUAUCUGGAGAAUGAGCCUGAUGCACUUCGAUGCUUCCUGAAUCUUCGAGACGCAACCCCAGGCGGUGCCAUCGUGUCGGAACUGUGCCAGGCGAUGGGCAGCAGCCACUGCUGUGUGUUAUUUAUCACCCCCCACUUCCUUCAGGACCCCUGGUGCAAGUACCAAAUGUUACAAGCAUUAAGUGAGGCCCCUGGCUCAGAGGGCCACACCAUACCCUUGGUGACUGGCCUGGCUCGAAGCAAUUACCCCCCAGAGCUCCGAUUCAUGUACUAUGUGGAUGGCAAUGGUCCCGACAAUGGAUUUCCAAAGAUCUGCAAAAAUUUAGCUGAGAUAUAUACCCCAUCUCAUCACCGUGGAGCCCAGGAUGUUGGAGCAAGACUGGAAUUGGAGCUAGAAGGGACACUGAGGGUCUCCAAAAAGCUGUGGUGGAGAACCAGACAGGUGCUCUCAGGAUUCGUGGCCUCAAGACAUUUCUAUUCUGCCUCUGAGAUAGCCCACAGCUGGCUUCUCCAGUACUUGGGAUUUCCCUUCCUAAGUACCCAGAUAUGGCCAUGAGAAAAUUCAGGAUCAGAGAAAUUCCAGGCUGCUGCUAAUGCCACUUUCUUAGGAUGUUCCUUAGGCAGGAUGAAUAUGUGAUUUUGGUUUCUGUCCAGAAGGGAGUCUUGCAGAACCCCUAUCCCAUUGCAAGAUCUUCCCCUUCAGGCACAGGCACAUUUGUGUCGCUGCCCAAGUAGAGAGUUACUGAUCGGCUUCAUUGGGGAGGAUGUCAGAACACACUAAGAGACUCUGUAGACUAGGGAAUGCAGCUGAUGCCAACUCUUCCCCACAUGUGCCUCUCUUAUUCUCCUCUACCUUCUCCAACCCAAUUCAUAAAGCUCUUUAUAUAUAAGAA